AAAAAGGGCCACUCCCGUCUAAAAUAAAAAGGAGAAGUGAAUCUUGAUUUGGCCGUGGAGGAGUUGGACGUUACUCUCAGCAGCACCUACUGGCUGCUUCACAACGCGUACACACUCCCUCCACAGGAGAUGAGGAAACUGCAAGACCGUCUGCGCGCUGUGGAGUACGUGAAACUAAACCUUUUCGUUUUCGACGUAGCUAACAGGACGAAUUUUACUACAAUUUUGAACAGGCAUAAGUUGACCUCCAUCCGCAUUAACGUGAGCACCGCUAGUCAGUACCUCUUCAAAAAGCGCUGGCUGCAGCACACCUCUGGUGAAGACAAGGACGGUAUCAGUACUAGUCAAAACAUGUGUGAACAUCAACAACACGCAUCCGCAGAAAACGGAAGUUUUCCCCUCCAAGGCGAUUUAAAGAAAGACCUCGACGC
Messenger RNA from Amoebophrya sp. A25, 431 nucleotides. Lineage: Eukaryota; Dinophyceae; Syndiniales; Amoebophryaceae. The record is from the annotation of a GenBank genome assembly.